AUGGAGAACCUCGUCGCGCUGAUUGAGAAGUGGGACGCGCACGAAGAAGUUGGCUUUUGCUCCGAGAGUGUGAAGAUUGUUUUCCGCGCCAUCUACGGAUCUACCUCACGAGCAACAUGCUCGGGGCCAAGUUCGCGGCGGUGCAGAAGCCCGCACCACAUCGCCGAGCUUUGGCUAGACCUGGCUAGGGGCAUGAUGGCUGAGGCGGAGUGGACGCUGACGGGGCACGUGCCAUCGUCCUUUGAGGAGUACAUAGAGGUCGCGGUGCCGGCGUUCGGGCUGGGCGCGAUCGCCCUCACGACGCUCUACCUCGUCGGGCCAGAGCUCACCGAGGAGGUGGUCCGGAGCCGGGACUACGAGGAGAUGCUGUGGCAUGUCGGUGUCAGCACCCGCCUCCUGAACGACCUCCAGACAUACAAGAGGGAGGAGGAGCAAGGGAAGACAAAUAGCGUCCUGCUGCUGGCUCCUCGCCACGGCGGCUCAAUCGAGGCGGCCAAGAGGGAGGUCAGGAGCGUCAUCGCGGCGUCCAGGAGGGAGCUGCUGAGGCUGGUGGUCAGGGACGGCUGCGCGGGGACCCGGUCGCUGCAGCAGGAGUUCUGGAACAUCUACAAGGUUGGCCACCUGCUAUACAGUGAAGAGGACGGGUGGUGCACGAGCAGCAGCGAGACAAUACGCGUGGGGAACGCGGUGGUGCACGAGCCGCUGUCCUGGCGGCCAGGAGGGAAGAUCGGCUCCCCGGCUGCCGCGCGCCGCGUCUGA
Messenger RNA from Panicum virgatum (switchgrass), 759 nucleotides. RefSeq names its product dolabradiene synthase KSL4, chloroplastic-like. Gene Ontology annotation, molecular function: magnesium ion binding; terpene synthase activity. NCBI's taxonomy places the organism in Eukaryota, Viridiplantae, Streptophyta, Magnoliopsida, Poales, Poaceae. Gene Ontology annotation, biological process: diterpenoid biosynthetic process. The transcript has 3 exons. Bases 1 to 759 code for a protein of 252 amino acids. The record is from RefSeq and is a predicted model, not a curated record.